UUCAAACAUACAGUUUUUGUCAUUUUCUCAUUAUUGACUAGACUCUUCAGUCUUUAUUUACUUUUUGUGGUACAUAGUUCACUCUUCAUUUAUUCCUUCUCCUUUCCUAUUUCUAGCUAUUCCAUUUCAAUUGAUCUACUUCAAAACCAUAUGUUAGCAAUUAAUCCAUCUGAAGCCAUACAUCUUACCAAAUUUGAGUUCAUUACUACCUCUACUGUACCAGAACCAGGACGAAGAAAGAUUGGUGGUUUUUUUUAAUCGUUUGAAUGUAAGAAAGAGACCAAGCUAAUUGACAUGGAGAACUUUCUGACUAGUGAAAGAACACCUGCAGGUGCAACCGCUUCCACCCAACAUAGUUUUUCACCAAUUGAUGAGGAAGUAGUUGGUUUUGAGGAUGAAACAGAGAGUAUAAUUCGACAAUUAACUGGAGGAACAAUGGAACUUGAUAUUGUCUCAAUUGUUGGAAUGCCUGGACUGGGUAAAACAACUUUGGCUAGAAAGGUGUUCAAUCAUUUUAUUGAUAAUAAACACUUUGACUUUCGAGCAUGGUGCUCCAUUUCAAAAGAAUAUAGCUUGAGCAAAGUGUUCUCUGAUAUUCUUAAACAAGCUAUAGGCAAUAUCAAUGGUAUGAGAGAUGAAGACAUGCCUGACAAGUUGCGCAGGAGUCUAAUGCGCAAGAAAUACCUCAUCGUAUUAGAUGAUGUAUGGGACGUUAAGGCAUGGGAAGAGUUCAGAUUAUCUUGCCCACAGGAUGAAAAUGGAAGCAGAAUAGUGCUAACAACUCGAGAUGAAGAAGUGGCUAGGCAGCUUAAGCACCACAGUGAUCCAUAUUUUCUUCGAUUUCUCACAGUGGAUGAGAGCUGGAAAUUACUUCAGAAGAAAGUAUUUCAAGGAGAGAUUUGUCCCCCAGAGCUACUCAAGGUGGGAUUACGAGUUGCCAAAAACUGUAAGGGAUUACCAAUUGUCAUAGUCUUGAUUGCUGGAAUUUUUGCAAAGCAAAGGCAAGUCUCUUUUUGGAAUGAGGUCGCAAAUGAUUUAAGUUCCCAUGUUUUAGAAGAGCAAAGCAUGAAGAUAAUAGAAUUAAGUUACGACCAUUUGGAAGACUAUUUAAAGCCUUGCCUUCUUUACAUGGGAUUGUUUCCGGAACACUACAAAUAUCCAGUGUCCGAUUUGCUGAAGUUGUGGAUGGCUGAAAAUUUUGUACAGAACAUGGACACAGAGAACAUGGAGGAAGCAUCUAAGAUUUGCUUGAAUGAUCUAGCGAACCGAAGCCUAGUAGUGGUUACUAAAAGGAGAGUUAAUGGUGAGAUAAAGUACUGCACUCUUCAUGAUGUAGUGCAUGAGUUUUGCUUGAGAAAACUUACAAAGGAAAUGUUUAUGCAGCUCGUAGUCCCGUAUAAUCCCUGCAAGCCUUCAGAUGCAAAAGUGUCUCGGUUAUGCAUGUAUGUCCAUGACGAUCUUGUCAAACAAUUGGUGCAGAAUGAAUAUUCGUUGGAUAAGAUUCCAAUAUUGACAGGCUUGAAGGAAGGGGAGUUCAUUGCUCAUCCAAAAUUCUAUGCGUGGGAUCAGAUAAGUCUUUUUCCUUUACUUGACAACUUUAGAUUUAUGCGGGUGUUGAAUUUGUUGGAUAUCUACUUGGAAAGUUCUUGGGCUUCAGCAAUGCAAGCACUAACUCAAUUGAGGUACCUUGCAAUUCGUACGAAAGAAUUUGAUUUCCAAUGGGUAUCACACCUGCUCGAUCUACAAACUUUGCGGGUGGUGUGGGAAGAUUCAACUAGAAUGCAUUUAAAGACAUCAUCUGCUAUUUGGAAAAUGCAAAACCUACGGCAUGUGGAUAUCAACGAAUUUUCCUUCAAAUGGGAAGACAAUGAUCGAGCAAUUUUCGAAGAAUAUUCAGUCUUACCGAACUUAAAGAGUUUUGGGAAGUGUCGUGUAUACUUGGCUGAUAUGAGUCCGGAGUUCUGGUGGAAAUUUCCAAAUAUUGAGGAACUAAAGCUCCGAAUCGUUGAACCCAAAUAUUGUUCCGUUGUGCAACCGGAAGUUGAUAUGCCGAAUCUUGAAGAACUCCAACUUCAAUCUCUCGAAGUGGGUUUCUCAACCUACAUAUCUAUUGGAUUGGGCGGCUGUAUUGCCUUCCCUUCAAAUUUAAAGGAUUUGUCCCUUCACAGUAUUUUCCUAACAGAAAAAAUCGUCUCAAAUAUUGCAAGACUGCGAAACCUUGAGAGACUCAAACUCCGUAGAAUAUACUUCAGGGGUAAAGGAUAUAGCAGAUGUUGGGAUACCAGUGAUUACAAGUUCCAAGCACUCAAAGUCGUGAAACUACACUUUGUUCUUAUGACAGAAUGGCGCUCCUUGGAGACAUCCUUCCCCAUGCUCGAGAAACUAGUUAUAGAUUAUUGUUGGAGGCUUCAAGAGAUCCCUUCCAGCUUUGCGGAUAUCCCAACACUAAAGUUGAUUAAGCUGAUUCGCUGCAGUAAGUCACUUAAGAAUUCAGCUCUGAACAUUAAAAAAGAAGUAGAAGAGAAGACAGGAUGUGACAGUCUCCAAGUUCAGUAUGCGGCCCGGUGUCAUUAAAUAAGGGAAAUCUGCAUGGUGUAGCUAACAUUAGACCUUAUUUUUAUCUAGUCGCUAUACUUCAAUUUAUUUACACCUCGUAGCUAAAAGGUGUAUAUCAAUUACACUCCAUAACUAAAACAUACAAAUAGGUUAAAAUAAAAAAGCAACCCCUGUAUCCACAUUUUUCUCUCUCCUCCCUCCCUUGUCUCUCCCUUCCCUCUCUCUCUAAGCUCUCUUUGUAUGUACAGGACUCUUCGUUCCCUACUUCUUCUUCAUCUUCUUCGUCUUGUUGCUCCUAUUCUUCAUAGAAAUUAAGUUUAGAUCUCUGAGUAUUUCUCAAAUCUCUGAGUAUUUCUCAGAUCGGGGUGUAAUGGUGUUGUGGUGGCUCAAAUCUACCCGGCGAUUAUGGGAGUGAAAGUGGCAGUGAUUUUUUUAAUUUUCUGGUUGUUUUGUCGUUUUCAGCAAGCAUGGUCGGUAUUUUCUCGCCGCCGGUAAUACCAGAUCCGGUCGUUUUCCGGUGCCGGAUUUGGAAAAUAGUGUUUCUUUUAUGAGUGAAUUCAUUAAUUUUUUAG
Molecule: messenger RNA, 3128 nt
Organism: Lycium ferocissimum
Lineage: Eukaryota; Viridiplantae; Streptophyta; Magnoliopsida; Solanales; Solanaceae
Product: putative late blight resistance protein homolog R1B-12
Exons: 2
Coding region: 295-2574 (759 amino acids)
Biological process (GO): defense response to other organism
Molecular function (GO): ADP binding
Source: RefSeq, a predicted model, not a curated record